This is a messenger RNA of Nakaseomyces glabratus, 978 nucleotides long. RefSeq lists its product as uncharacterized. The record is from RefSeq and is a predicted model, not a curated record. Lineage: Eukaryota; Fungi; Ascomycota; Saccharomycetes; Saccharomycetales; Saccharomycetaceae. Gene Ontology annotation, molecular function: ditrans,polycis-polyprenyl diphosphate synthase [(2E,6E)-farnesyl diphosphate specific] activity. Gene Ontology annotation, cellular component: endoplasmic reticulum membrane; dehydrodolichyl diphosphate synthase complex.
AUGACCAAAGAGUCAACAUUGGCACAGAUCCAGGAGAUAUCUACUAUGGUUUCAGAACACACAAAUGAUGGGAAGUUGAGGUUGAAGUCCUCUAUACCGAAACCACUUGAAGCGUCAGAGGUGGAGUACAUAGCCAAGAAGGCCUCUUGGGAUCGUAAGAUGGGCAAGCUCGAGUACAUCUUCUAUAAAUCACUCCUGGUGAUACUGUUUACCAUAUAUGGAGUAUUCAGGUUUUUCCAAUACCGGUACAAUAGACUGAGGUUGAGUAUACUGACUAUUGUUAACAAUCCGGCUAAUACGCCUCAAUUAAUAAAGCAGGAUGUCAAGGGACUUAAAAAACUACCUAAACAACUCGGAGCAAUCUUAGAGGACAAACCUAGCUACACUGUUGGAGGUGGGUUGAAGGGUCUACUAGAAGAAGGUAGUGAGAUCGUUUGUUGGUCUGUCUGUGCGGAUAUCAAGCAUGUCUCGCUGUAUGACUAUAAUGGAUUAUUGGCAACAAAUGUAGACGAGUUUAGAAAAGCCGUGCAUCACAAAUUGGCCAAGUACUACGGGCCCCAAAAUAUACCGAGUUUCACCGUCAAGGUACCUCAUCUGCAUAAGGUGUAUGAAGAUAUAUCGAAGGUGGGCGAUGAGGAAAAGAAAUCAGUGAUUGAGAUAUCACUAUUGAGUGCAUUCGAUGGUCGUAAAACUAUAGUGGAACUAUUCAAGACGGUUUCUGACUUGAAGGACAAGAAAGAAAUCCAAUCUUCCGAUCUGACAAUGGAACUUUUGAACACACAGCUAAUUGAACUAGUGGGGCAAGAACCAGACUUAAUACUCUGUUUUGGACCCCGUCUAGAUCUAACCGGUUACCCACCAUGGCAUAUCCGUCUUGCUGAGAUGCACUGGGAGAUGGAUAAUAACGAGGUACUGUAUGCAGUAUUUAUUAGAGGGCUACGCAAUUACUCUUCUGCUAAGAUGAAUGUUGGAAAGUAG